UCCCUCGGGUGGGUUAGAGUGGAGUGGGGCUGGCUGAGGGGCGCGCGAGAGGAGCUCACCCGCCCCUUCGUGCCCGAUGGCAGCCCGGGCGGCAACCCAGGAGGAGGAGAGAGAUUUGCAGGAAGCCUCUACUCUUUGCCUGAUCCCGAGAGCCAACCUGGAGGCGGCAGGCUCUGUGGAGCUGGAGGAAGAGGAGGAAGGAGAGGAGGACGAGGAGGCGGCAGCGGCCAGGAGAGCUCGGAGUUUCGCCCGAGACGCGCGGGUGCGCUUCCUGGGCAGCCGCCUAGAACGACUGCUGGGCUUUGCGGAGCAGCAAUGGAGUCGGUACUUGGAGAGCGAGGACCACAGGCAGCUCCUGGCGGAGUUUCUGGAGAGUGGCGGCCCCGCCCACCUGCUGUUCUGCGCCGACGCAGCCGACGGCACUGGGCUCGUGGCCUCGCGGGAGAUCCCUGGAGACAGAAAAUAUAAACUUAUUUAUGUGGCCAGAAGAAGGACUGAAAACCUUGCAGGAAACGAUUUGGCUCAAACAUUUUUAUUCGGAGAGUUACCCGUGGCACCUGUUGGACACACAACUGCUUUCAUCGAUGAGAUUGUAGCACCGAUUCUUUCUAAUAAGAACAACCGGAAAUCUUGGUCCUGUUUCACUUCACAAGACAUGGAUCGUCACCUAGAAGUCAUGAAAAAUAAGAUGUAUGUGUUGAAGGGACAGAUGUCGGGAAGGACUCUGCUGCCCAUUCCCACUGUCGCAGGAGGGAUGGAUCUGGAUCAGAAUUCCUCGGAGAACAAGCUCCACGCAAAUGAAAGAAUAAUCCUCCAUGCCAUUGAAUCUGUUGUUAUUAAAUGGUCACAUCAAAUCCAAGAAAUUGUAGAAAAAAAUUCGGCCCAGCCUCUGCUGAGUGGUGUCCACCUGGUUCCUCAGAAUGAACUAGACUUCUGGACGACGAGGAGGGAGAAUCUGUCAUGCAUUUAUGAUCAGUUGAGAGCUCCAGUUGUGCUCAAAAUGUACAAGAUCUUGGAAACGACACAAAGCAGCUAUUUUCCCACCCUGAGGGACAUUUUCAUGGCUGUGGAGCAUGCUCUCCUCGAAGCCCAAGAUGUGGAGAUCUACCUGAAGCCUCUUAGGAGACACAUUGAGCACCUGCAGGAGGCGGGGUUCCCCCAGAGCCGUCGAUGCAUCCCCCCGUUAUUUCACACUAUCUGUCUGAUCUGGAAUCACUCUAAAUUCUAUAACACCCCAGCCCGGGUGAUAGUGCUAUUGCGCGAGUUCUGCAAUCUGUUCAUUGAUCAGGCAACAGCUUACCUUUCCCCGGAGGAUCUUCUGAGGGGAGAAGUUGAAGAUGCGUUGGAGAAGGUGCAGGUGGCUAUUCGCGUCUUCAAGACUUUCAAGAAUUCUUUUCUCAGCUGCCGAGAAGGCCUGGCCAGCCGUGUCCCUGGAAAUGGCGAGUUGAGGCCGUGGGACUUCCAGUCUCAUCUGGUGUUCUGUAGGUUUGACAACUUCCUGGACCGGUUAAUCAAAGUAGAGGAUGUAUUUGUAACUGUGUUGGAGUUUGAAAAGUUGGAAAGAUUGGAAUUUGGUGGCUCCAAAGGGACAGUUCUAAAUGGGCAAAUCCACAGGAUGAGUGAAGAAUUCACAGAACUCUGUAACGUCUUCAAGCAGAGCGCUUAUGACCCAUGUAAUUGGGAGGAUAUGGAGUUUGAAAGUGAUUAUGUUACCUUUAAGUCCAAGAUUUUGGAUUUCAACCGAAGGCUUGGGACAAUUCUGUGUGAGGCUUUCUCUAACUGCAGUGGUUUAGAAGCUGCAUUUAAGCUUUUGACCAUAUUUGGGAAUUUUCUAGAGAAGCCAGUUGUCAUGGAGAUUUUCCGCCCACAUUAUAGCACGCUUGUGCACUUGUUAAGUACGGAGUUGGAUGUAUGUAAGCAAUUAUAUAAUGAACGCCUGCAACAGAUUGAACAGGGAUGUGUAGUGCUUAACAAGAAUAUGCCAUUUACCUCCGGAAAUAUCAAAUGGGCCAGGGAGGUCCUUGAACGAGUUCAGAUGUUCUGGUCCAGCUUUGCUUCUCUGCAGUAUCUAUUCCUGGACAAGAAUGGUCACACCCAGGUGUAUCAGAAGUAUGCUGAAAUGACUGCCUUGCUAGGACAAUUUGAGAAUGACAUAUACCAGGAGUGGCAGAGCAGUGUGGAUGCCGUGUGUGAAUUCAAUUUGAACCAACCCUUGCUCAAAUUCAGUGCCGUCAAUGGCCUUCUCAGUGUCAACUUUGACCCGAAGCUAGUGGCUGUGUUGAGAGACGUGAAAUACCUUUUGAUGUUGAAGAAACUGGACAUUCCAGAGGCAGCCUUAGCCAUCUUCCAAAGCAGGAAUACAAUUUUAAAGUACAUUGGAAAUCUUGAGCUGCUCACACGAGGCUAUAAUAAGCUGAAGCAGACACUUCUGGAAGUUGAAUACCCUCUGAUUGAAGAGGAGCUGGGAGCCAUUGAGGAGCAGCUGAAGGCAGCCACGACGUCCCUGACAUGGCAGGAUGACUGCUGGGCGUACAUUGAGAGUGUGAAAAUGACCACCUUGGAGCUGGAGCGCAGGGUGCAGUGCACGCAGGACAACGUGAGAGCCAUCCAGCAGAUGAUGAGGGCGUGGGCUGAGGCCCCGCUGCUUCCCCGGAGAGAGCCCAGAAGAGAGACUGCCUUUGUCUUCGAGGACAAGAGUGAUGUGUUCGCCAGAAAAUACAAGUUGAUCCAAGAAGACGGCUUCAGGAUUCACAGCUUGAUGGAGGAAAACAAGCAGCUCUUCAGAGCCGAUCCUUCCCUGGACACCUGGAAAAUUUAUGUGGAGUUCAUCGAUGACCUCGUGGUGGAGGGCUUUUAUCAGGCCAUCAUGCGUGACCUGGACUUCUUCCUGAUGAACACAGAGGAGCAGUUGAAGACAGCGCCUUUCUUCCAAGCACAAAUGCUCCUCAUUCCCCCAGAGAUUGUGUUUAAGCCUUCUUUAGAGAGAGAGGCUGCGGAUGGCUUCUAUGACUUGGUGGAGGAAAUGCUGUGUGGGAGUUUUCGAAUGUCCGCUCAGAUGCAGCGAGUAGCAACACACCUGGGCAUAGCAAAUUAUCAGAGCGAUAUGGACAGUAUGUUAGGCCUGACUGAGGCCAGGCAAGAGAUCUUGAACAGAGUGGCACAAGUCACGAGCAAAGUCCUGGAGUACCGCAACAGCUUGGAGAUCUACGCCUACCUCUGGGUGGAUGACAGAGCUGAGUUCAUGAAGCAUUUUCUCUUGUAUGGCCACACACUGUCACCCGAGGAAAUGGAUGCUCAUGCAAAUGAAGAAAUCCCUGAACAGCCUCCCACACUUGAACAGUUCAAAGAACAGAUCGACAUCUAUGAGAGCUUGCAUGCUCAGAUGAGCAAGUUCGAUGACUUCAGGGUGUUCAACAGUUGGUUCAAGGUGGACAUGAAGCCUUUCAAAGUCAGCUUGCUGAGCGUGAUCAAGAAAUGGAGCUGGAUGUUCCAGGAGCAUCUUCUGAGAUUUGUUGUUGACAGUCUGAAUGAACUGCAAGCAUUUAUAAAGGAGACAGAUGCAGGACUUCAGCGAGAAUUAAGCGAAGGCGAUCAUGAUGGUCUGGUUGACAUCCUGGGGCACCUUCUGGCUGUCAGAAGCCGCCAGAGAGCUACUGAUGAGCUCUUUGAGCCCCUGAAAGAAACCAUCGCACUCCUGGAAAGCUACGGCCAGAGGAUGCCAGAGCAGGUCUAUAUUCAGCUGGAGGAAUUGCCUGAAAGAUGGGAAAUUACCAAAAAGAUUGCAGCAAGUGUCAGACAUGAAGUUUCACCUCUGCAGAACGCAGAAGUCACGCUCAUCAGGAAAAAAUGUGCCCUGUUUGAUGGGAAGCAGGCAGAGUUCCGAGAGAGAUUCAAGUUUCUGGCCCCUCUGCGAUUUAAUCUGGAAAAUCCGUACGCAGUGCUGGAUAAGGCACAUGGAGAGCUGGAGGCUUUAGAAGAAGAAAUGCUGCACAUGCAGGAAUCCGCCCAUCUCUUCGAGGUGGCUCUCCCCGAGGGCAAGCAGCUGAAGCAGUGUCGCAGGGAGAUGAAGCUGCUCAAGGGACUAUGGGACGUCAUCAUUUAUGUGACAAGAAGCAUCGAUAAUUGGACUCAAACCCAGUGGAGACAGAUUAACGUGGAACAGAUGGAGAUAGAGCUCAGAAGGUUUGCCAAGGAAAUCUGGUCACUGGACAAGGAAGUCCAUGUCUGGGAGGCUUACCGGGGCCUGGAGAGUACAGUGAAGGACACGAUGACCUCGCUGAGAGCUGUCACAGAGUUGCAGAGCCCUGCCCUCAGGGCCCGGCACUGGCAGCAGCUGAUGGAUGCUGUGGGGAUCACAUUUACAAUCAGUGAAGGGACGACUUUGGCGGAUCUGUUGGCCUUGCAGCUGCAUCGAGUAGAAGACGAUGUCCAAAAGAUAGUGGACAAAGCAGUGAAAGAACUGGGCACUGAGAAGGUUAUUAAUGAAAUCAGCCAGACAUGGGCGACCAUGGAAUUUUCUUACGAAGUUCAUUACCGAACAGGCGUCCCACUGCUGAAGUCUGAUGAACAACUGUAUGAAACUCUAGAGCAUAACCAAGUUCAGUUGCAAGCACUUCUCCAGAGCAAGUGUGUGGAAUAUUUCACGGAGCAAGUCUUAAGCUGGCAGAAUAAGUUGAACGUAGCGGACUCAGUCAUGUGCGUGUGGAUGGAAGUCCAGAGAAGUUGGUCUCACCUGGAAAGCAUUUUUGUGCUUUCAGAAGACAUUCGAACCCAGCUUGUGGCAGAUGCCGGGAGAUUCGACGGAGCAGAUGCUGAAUUUAAGGAGUUAAUGUUCAAGACAGCCAACAUAAAAAACGUUUUGGAAGCCACCUGCAGACCUAACCUCUACGAAAAACUCAAAGAUUUACAGUAUAGGCUGGCUCUCUGUGAAAAAGCUCUGGCUGAAUACCUGGAAACCAAGCGUGUCGCUUUUCCUCGCUUCUACUUCAUCUCUUCGGCUGAUUUACUUGACAUCCUCUCCAAGGGAGCUCAGCCCAAACAGGUCACCCAGCACCUUGCCAAGCUCUUCGACAGCAUUGCAAAUCUGCACUUUGAGGACAAUGAGGAUGUUUUUGCACACAGAGCAGUCGGCAUGUACAGCAAGGAGAAGGAAUAUGUUCCCUUCCAUCAUGCAUGUGCAUGUGUGGGCCAUGUGGAGACCUGGCUGCUGCAACUUGAGCAGACCAUGAAAGCCACUGUGCGUCACUGCAUCAUGGCAGCCAUUGCGGCCUACGAGGAGAAGCCCAGGGAGCUGUGGCUGCUUGAUUUCCCUGCACAGGUGGCAUUGACCACCUCGCAGAUCUGGUGGACUACCGAUGUCGGAAUAGCCUUCAGUAGACUGGAAGAAGGCUAUGAAACUGCCCUGAAGGAUUUCCAUAAGAAACAGGUUUCUCAGUUGAAUACCCUGAUUGCCCUCCUGCUGGGGGAACUGGCGCCGGGAGACAGACAGAAGAUCAUGACCAUCUGCACCAUAGACGUGCACGCCAGGGACGUGGUGGCCAAGCUUGUUUCUCAGAAGGUGGUCAGCCCCCAAGCUUUCCUGUGGCUCUCUCAACUCCGUCAUCGUUGGGACGACACCCAAAAACACUGCUUUGUGAAUAUCUGCGACGCCCAGUUCCAGUACUUCUAUGAAUACCUGGGGAACAGUCCUCGGCUGGUGGUCACUCCUCUGACGGACAGGUGUUACAUCACUUUAACUCAGUCGCUUCAUCUAAGCAUGAGCGGAGCUCCUGCUGGGCCAGCUGGCACCGGAAAAACAGAAACCACCAAAGAUCUUGGCCGUGCCCUAGGCAUGAUGGUGUAUGUGUUCAACUGCUCAGAGCAAAUGGACUACAAGUCCAUAGGGAAUAUCUAUAAGGGCCUGGUGCAGACGGGAGCCUGGGGCUGUUUUGAUGAGUUCAAUCGCAUCGCUGUGGAAGUUCUGUCCGUGGUGGCCGUGCAGGUGAAAAUGAUUCAGGAUGCCAUUAGACACAGGAAGGAGAGAUUUGUGUUUCUUGGGGAAGCGAUCACACUGAAGCCAUCCGUUGGAAUAUUUAUUACUAUGAACCCAGGAUAUGCUGGUCGAACUGAGUUACCAGAAAAUCUCAAAGCUCUUUUCAGACCCUGUGCUAUGGUGGCCCCUGACAUUGAGCUAAUCUGUGAAAUCAUGCUACUUGCUGAAGGAUUCGUGGAGGCACGCUCAUUAGCCCGAAAGUUCAUAGCAUUGUACACACUCUGCAAGGAGCUCCUCUCCCAGCAGGACCAUUAUGACUGGGGCCUUCGUGCUAUUAAGUCUGUCUUGGUAGUCGCCGGCUCUCUGAAACGCGAGGAUCAAAACAGGCCUGAGGAUCAGGUACUCAUGCGAGCAUUAAGGGACUUCAACAUGCCUAAGAUAGUGACAGAUGACAUCCCAGUGUUCCUGGGCCUGGUCAGUGACCUGUUUCCAGCCCUUGAUGUUCCCAGGAGGAGAAAACCGCACCUGGAACAGAGGGUCAGGCAGGCUACCCUGGAGCUCCGCCUGCAGCCCGAGGAGAGCUUCAUCCUCAAAGUUCUCCAACUUGAGGAACUGUUGACCGUGCGGCACUCCGUCUUUGUGGUUGGAAACGCAGGCACAGGGAAGAGCAAGAUCUUGAGAACACUGAACCGCACAUAUGUGAACUUGAACCAGAAACCCGUGUGGAACGACUUGAACCCUAAAGCUGUGACAACUGAUGAACUCUUUGGUUUCAUCCAUCCGGCUACCAGAGAAUGGAAAGAUGGUCUCUUCUCCUCCAUUCUGCGAGAACAAGCAAACAUGAUGCAUGAUGGGCCUAAAUGGAUUGUCUUGGAUGGAGAUAUCGACCCUCUGUGGAUUGAGUCUCUAAAUACUGUCAUGGAUGAUAACAAGGUGCUGACCCUGACCAGCAACGAGCGGGUGGCCCUCACACCUUCCAUGAGACUUGUGUUUGAGAUCCAUCACCUCAGGAUGGCCACCCCUGCGACCGUCUCCAGAGCUGGGAUCCUGUAUGUGAACCCGCAGGAUCUGGGGUGGGGCCCGUUCGUGGCCAGUUGGAUUGACCAAAGGCGACAUCGCUCUGAGAAGGCCAAUUUGACUAUUCUUUUUGAUAAGUACGUCCCCAUGUGCUUGGAAAAGCUGAGAACAAGCUUUAAAACCAUCACCCCCAUUCCGGAGAAUAGCCUGGUACAGACCAUAUGUGCUCUUUUGGAGUGUUUGUUGACGUCCGAAAACGUGCCUCCCGACAGCCCGAAAGAAGUGUAUGAGGUCUACUUUGUCUUUGCUUGUAUUUGGGCAUUCGGGGGUGCCCUACCUAAAGAUCAGCUUUCUGAUCACCAAGGUGACUUCAGUCGAUGGUGGCAUAAAGAAAUGAAAGCUGUGAAGUUUCCAUCGCAAGGAACAAUCUUCGACUAUUAUCUGGACCACAAAACUAAGAAAUUCUUGCCAUGGGCUGACAAGAUCCCACAGUUUACCAUGGAUCCAGAGCUACCCCUUCAGAGAGUUCUUGUGCACAUACCAGAGACGACGCGGGUUAGGUAUUUUGUUGAACUGCUGCUGGAGAAAGGGAAGCCGCUCAUGCUGGUCGGCGGUGCGGGAGCCGGGAAGACGGUCUUUGUAGGUGACACUCUGGCGAGCCUCUCCGAGGAGUACCUCAUAGCCCGCGUGCCUCUCAACUACUACACGACAUCCGCAGCACUGCAGAGAAUUCUUGAGAAACCCCUGGAGAAAAAAGCUGGCCGGACUUAUGGUCCAGGAGGAAAUAAGAAACUGGUUUAUUUUAUCGACGACCUGAACAUGCCUGCAGUGGACGCCUACGGCACGGUGCAGCCUCACGCUCUGAUGCAGCAGCACCUCGACCACGGGCACUGGUAUGACAGGCAGAAGGUGUUGCUGAAGCAAAUCCGCGGCUGCCAGUACGUGGCAUGCAUGAACCCCCUCGUGGGAAGCUUCACACUCCAUCCCAGGCUGCAGAGACAUUUUAUAGUGUUUGCGUUUAACUUCCCAUCCGCGGAGGGGCUCAACACCAUCUACAGCCAGAUCCUGAGUUUCCACUUCCAGCAUCAAGCAUUUGAUCCUUCCGUCCUCAGGAUCGGCCCCUCUCUCAUCCAGGCCACAGUAGCCUUCCAUCAGAUGAUGACACAGAACUUUCUACCUACAGCUGUUAAAUUCCACUACAUCUUUAACCUGAGAGAUCUCUCGAACGUCUUCCAGGGGAUUUUGUUUGCUUCUCCGGAGUGCCUAAAGGGUCCAGAGGAUUUAAUACACCUGUGGCUUCAUGAAGCUUCCCGUGUUUAUGGGGACAAACUGGUAGACACAAAGGAUUGCGAUUCGUUUCACAAAAAACUGUUGGAAGCUGCUUACAAACACUUUGAAGGUGUAGACAGUCACACGCUGCUUCAACAGCCCCUCGUUUAUUGCCAUUUUGCCCACGAUGGGGUGCAGCCAAGCUACAAGCCCGUGAAGGACUGGGAAGUGCUCAGGGCAAUACUCACAGAAAUGCUGGACAGCUACAACGAACUCUACGCCGCCAUGCAUCUGGUUCUGUUUGAGGACGCCAUGCAGCAUGUGUGCCGGAUCAGCCGCAUCUUGCGGGCCCCUCAGGGCUAUGCCCUGCUGAUUGGAGUGGGGGGCAGUGGCAAGCAGAGCCUGUCCAGGCUGGCAGCCUACAUCUGCAGCCUGGACGUCUUCCAGAUCACGGUGACUGAAAGCUACGGACCCCAAGAGCUUCGGGUAGAUCUUGCAAAUUUGUACAUCCAAACCGGAGCCAAGAACAUGCCCACCAUGUUCCUGCUGACAGAUGCCCAUGUUCUAGAUGAGAGCUUUCUCGUGCUGAUUAAUGACUUGCUGGCAUCAGGAGAAAUCCCGGAUCUGUUUGGCGAUGAAGACAUGGACAAGAUCGUUGCUGGGAUUCGUAAUGAAGUUCGCGGUCUGGGCAUGAUGGACUCCAGAGAAAACUGCUGGCAGUUCUUUCUAGCCAGAGUGCGACUACAGCUCAAACUGACACUCUGCUUCUCUCCAGUGGGUCACACACUGAGAGUCAGAGCCCGCAAGUUCCCGGCCAUCAUUAACUGCACGGCAAUUGACUGGUUCCACGCGUGGCCACAGGAAGCACUGGUCUCUGUCAGCAGGAAAUUCAUUGAGGAAACCAAUGGAAUUGAGCCACAGCAUAUAGACUCUGUCAGCCUUUUCAUGGCCCACGUCCACACCAGUGUCGAUGAAAUGAGUGCCAGGUACUACCAGAAUGAGCAAAGACACAACUAUACCACACCCAAGAGUUUUCUGGAACAAAUAUCACUUUUCAAGAACCUGUUGAAGAAGAAGCAGGAAGAGGUAGCCCAGAAGAAAGAGCACUUGGUCAAUGGCAUCCACAAACUACAAAGCACAGCAUCCCAGGUGGAAGAUCUGAAAGGCCGACUCGCGUCUCAGGAAGCUGAGCUGCAGCUGCGAAACCGCGACGCCGGGGCUCUGAUGGCCAAGAUCGGGCUGCAGACGGAGAAAGUGAGCCGAGAAAAGGCCAUGGCCGACGCCGAGGAGCAAAAGGUGGCGACCAUUCAGACAGAAGUGUCACAGAAGCAAAAAGAAUGUGAGGCUGACUUACUGAAGGCUGAGCCUGCCCUGGUGGCUGCCACAGCGGCACUCGACACGCUCAACAGGGUCAACCUCACCGAGCUGAAAGCUUUUCCCAAUCCCCCAAACGCAGUUACCAAUGUUACUGCAGCCGUGAUGGUCCUCCUGGCACCACAGGGCAGAGUGCCCAAAGACCGAAGCUGGAAGGCAGCUAAAAUCUUCAUGGGAAAGGUUGAUGAUUUCUUGCAAGCAUUAAUUAACUAUGACAAAGAGCACAUUCCAGAGAACUGUCUGAAGGUGGUCAAUGAACAGUAUUUGAAAGACCCGGAGUUCAAUCCAAACUUGAUUCGGACCAAAUCGUUUGCAGCAGCAGGCCUGUGUGCCUGGGUCAUCAACAUUGUUAAAUUCUAUGAGGUCUACUGUGACGUGGAGCCCAAACGCCAGGCCUUAGCCCAAACAAACUUAGAGUUGGCUGCAGCUACUGAAAAACUAGAGGCAAUCAGGAAAAAGCUGGUGGAUCUGGAUCGAAAUCUGAGCCGACUCACAGCCUGCUUUGAAAAGGCAAUCGCUGAGAAGGUGCGCAGUCAAGAAGAAGUGAACCAAACCAACGCAACCAUUGCCCUGGCCAACAAGCUCGUAAAGGAGCUGGAGUCUGAGAAGAGUCGCUGGAGCCAGUCUAUCGAGUCCUUUGACAUACAAGAGAAGACACUCUGUGGAGAUGUCCUCCUCACGGCUGCGUUUGUGUCUUACGUGGGAUCUUUCACGAGACCCUAUCGCCAGGAACUGGUGACCUGCAAGUGGGUCCCCUUUCUUCAUCACAAAGUUUCCAUCCCCAUAACCAAAGGCCUGGAUGUGAUCUCCAUGUUGACGGAUGAUGCUACAGUUGCCACCUGGAAUAACGAGGGACUGCCCAGCGACAGAAUGUCCACGGAGAACGCCGCCAUCCUCAUGCACUGCGAGCGCUGGCCCCUGAUGAUAGACCCGCAGCAGCAGGGGGUGAAGUGGAUCAAGAGGAAAUACGGAUCAGACCUGAAGGUCACACACUUGGGCCAGAAAGGAUUUCUGAGUGCCAUGGAAACUGCUUUGGCCUUUGGCAAUGUUGUCUUAAUCGAAAACCUUGAGGAAUGCAUAGAUCCUGUCCUGGAUCCAUUGCUCGGCAGGAACACGAUUAAAAAAGGAAAGUAUAUCAAGAUCGGGAAUAAAGAAUGUGAAUUCAACAGGAACUUUCGCCUCAUCCUUCACACGAAGCUGGCGAAUCCUCACUACAAGCCAGAAUUGCAAGCCCAGAUGACCCUCCUCAACUUCACUGUCACGGAAGACGGCCUCGAGGCCCAGCUACUGGCAGAGGUGGUCAGUAUGGAAAGGCCAGAUCUGGAGAAACUUAAGUUGACUUUGACCAAGCACCAGAACGACUUCAAGAUCGAGCUGAAGCGUCUGGAGGAUGACCUCCUGCUGCGUCUGUCUGCCGCUCAGGGCUGCUUUCUGGAUGACAGCCAGCUGGUCGAGAGCCUGGAGGCAACCAAGGCCACCGCUGCCGAAAUAGAGCGCCAGGUGGUUGAGGCCAAAGCAAACGAGAGGAAAAUCAAUGAGGCCCGGGAGUGCUACCGGCCAGUGGCAGCGAGAGCAUCCCUUCUGUAUUUUGUGAUGAAUGACCUCAGGAAAAUCAAUCCCAUCUACCAGUUCUCUUUGAAGGCUUUCAACGCGCUGUUCCACAGAGCCAUCGAGCAGGCGGAGAGGGUGGAGGACGCUCAGGGCCGCAUCUCUGUGCUGAUAGAUAGUAUCACCCACACCCUGUUCCUGUAUACCAGCCAGGCCCUCUUUGAGAAGGACAAGCUCACCUUCCUGUCCCAGAUGGCUUUUCAGAUUUUGUUGAGGAGGGAAGAGAUAAACCCCGUGGAGCUGGAUUUCCUGCUUCGGUUCACAGUGGAGCACACUUACCCGAGUCCCGUUGACUUCCUCAGCACGCAGUCCUGGAGUGCUGUGAAGGCAGUAGCGCUUCUGGAAGAAUUUCGAGGCCUAGACAGAGAUGUGGAAGGAUCUGCCAAGCAGUGGAGGAAGUGGGUGGAAUCCGAAUACCCGGAAAAAGAGAAGUUACCGCAAGAAUGGAAGAAGAAGAGUUUCAUACAGAAGCUGAUUAUUUUGAGAGCGACGCGUCCUGACAGAAUGACGUACGCUCUCAGAAAUUUUGUGGAAGAAAAACUGGGAGCGAAGUAUGUGGAGAGAAGCAGAUUGGACCUAGCGAAGACGUUUGAAGGAAGCACUCCAGCCACCCCAGUAUUCUUCAUCCUGUCUCCAGGAGUCGAUGCUCUUAAAGACCUCGAGGUGCUUGGCAAGAGACUGGGCUUUACCAUCGACUCGGGAAAAUUCCACAAUGUGUCUUUAGGACAGGGACAGGAGAGAGUGGCAGAAAUGGCACUGGAGAAAGCUGCCCAAGGCGGACACUGGGUCAUUCUCCAGAAUGUCCAUCUGGUCGCCAGCUGGCUGGGCACCUUGGAGAAGCUUCUCGAACGGCUGAGCCAAGGAAGCCACAGAGAUUACAGGGUUUUCCUGAGCGCCGAGUCGGCACUCACCCCCAGUGAGCACAUCAUCCCCGAGGGGCUGCUGGAGAACUCCAUCAAGAUCACCAACGAGCCGCCCACGGGGAUGCGGGCCAACCUCCACGCCGCCCUGUGCAACUUCGACCAGGAUACACUUGAGAUGUGCUCCAAGGACCAGGAAUUUAAGAGCAUCCUUUUUACACUCUGCUACUUCCAUGCCUGCGUGGCCGGGAGGCUGCGGUUCGGCCCCCAAGGCUGGAGUCGCAGGUAUCCUUUCAGUCCCGGAGACCUCACCAUCUGUGCCAAUGUGCUCUACAACUACUUAGAGGCCAACGCAAGCGUCCCAUGGGAAGACCUCCGCUAUCUCUUUGGUGAAAUUAUGUAUGGUGGCCACAUCACGGAUGACUGGGACCGGAGACUUUGCCGGGUGUACCUAGAAGAAUUCAUGAAUCCAGCUCUGACCGAAGGGGAGCUGAUGCUGGCCCCGGGAUUCGCUGCCCCACCCUACCUGGAUUACGCAGGCUACCACCAGUACGUGGAGGACACACUGCCUCCUGAGAGCCCGGCCCUGUACGGCCUCCACCCAAACGCUGAAAUCGAACUCCUGACAACGACAUCCAGCGCCCUCUUCAGGACCCUGCUGGAGAUGCAGCCCAGGAAUGCACUCCGUGGUGAGGAACUGGGGCAGUCUGCGGAAGAAAAGGUGAAGAAUGUCUUAGAUGACAUUUUGGAGAAACUUCCAGAAGAGUUUAACAUGGCAGAGAUCACCCAGAAGACCUCCAGCAGAAGCCCCUACGUGCUUGUUUGCUUCCAAGAAUGCGAGAGAAUGAAUUCUCUGAUUCGGGAAAUGCGCCUGUCGCUUCAGCAGUUAGACCUUGGUCUGAAGGGGGAGCUGACGUUACCUCCUGCCGGGGAAGCCCAGCUGUCUGCACUCAGUUACGACCUGGUGCCGGAUACCUGGAGCAAGCUGGCUUAUCCAUCCACGUACGGCUUGGCUCAGUGGUUCACCGAUCUCCUCCUUCGCUGCCGCGAACUCGACACCUGGACUCAGGACCUCACCCUUCCAGCCGUCGUGUGGCUUCCCGGCCUCUUCAACCCUCAGUCCUUCCUCACUGCCAUCAUGCAGACGAUGGCUCGGAAGAAUGAGUGGCCGCUGGACAAGAUGUGCUUGACCAUUGAUGUUACCAAGAAGACAAAGGACGACUUUGGCCAUCCGCCAAGGGAAGGCGCCUAUCUGCACGGGCUCCACAUGGAAGGAGCCCGGUGGGACACGCAGGCAGGGACCAUCGUGGGAGCCCGCCUCAAGGAGCUGACGUCCGCCAUGCCGGUCAUCUUUGCCAAGGCUGUGCCUGUGGACAGGCAAGAAACCAAGCACACCUACGAGUGCCCAGUGUACAGAACCAAAGUGAGGGGCCCCACCUACGUGUGCACCUUCAGGCUGAAGAGCCCUGGAAAGACAGCGCGGUGGGUGCUGGCCGGCGUGGCGCUGCUGCUGGAGGCCUAGGACGGCUGGGACUGGGGUGCACGACCCUCGGGGCAGCUCUCCCGUAGUGUUGACCGAGGCGUGUGCGUGGG
Molecule: messenger RNA, 13692 nt
Organism: Ochotona princeps (American pika)
Lineage: Eukaryota; Metazoa; Chordata; Mammalia; Lagomorpha; Ochotonidae
Gene: DNAH11
Product: dynein axonemal heavy chain 11
Exons: 82
Coding region: 77-13621 (4514 amino acids)
Biological process (GO): microtubule-based movement
Cellular component (GO): dynein complex
Molecular function (GO): minus-end-directed microtubule motor activity; ATP binding; dynein light intermediate chain binding
Source: RefSeq, a predicted model, not a curated record